Messenger RNA from Carassius carassius (crucian carp), 2727 nucleotides. RefSeq names its product TBC1 domain family member 20-like. NCBI's taxonomy places the organism in Eukaryota, Metazoa, Chordata, Actinopteri, Cypriniformes, Cyprinidae. Gene Ontology annotation, biological process: endoplasmic reticulum to Golgi vesicle-mediated transport; positive regulation of GTPase activity. Bases 198 to 1235 code for a protein of 345 amino acids. Gene Ontology annotation, cellular component: endoplasmic reticulum membrane. The record is from RefSeq and is a predicted model, not a curated record. The transcript has 8 exons. Gene Ontology annotation, molecular function: GTPase activator activity.
CUCACCGGCGCUUAGCCAGUGAGCGUAAAGCUCGGGUGACGAGCACUCACUCAUUCCACGUCUCGACGUCGAUCUGAAGAGAAUCAUAACCGUCACUUUCCUUUUGUUUUUACUGCCAGUUUUUAAAUUAAAACUAUCUCAUAAUCAUCAGAACAGUAUGUAUUUGAUAUCCUCAUUACUGUGAGUCGCUUUAAGGGAUGAAAAAAGCGAGGAAGCGACUGUCGGCGAGCGGAUCUCAAGCGUCUGUCAGGAAACAUGAAGAACAGUUACCCUGGAAGAAGCAGAAGCUCCUGGACAUCCAUCAGGCCCUGAACAGUGACCCCGUGGACAUCGAGACCCUGCGGCGGGCGGCUGUGAGCGAAGGAGGUUUGCUGACGGAUGACAUCAGAAGAAAAGUUUGGCCCAAACUCCUCAGUAUCAAUGUGUACAAUCUGCCUGCCAAACCCUCCAAAGAUGACCGAGAAGACCACAAAGACUACAGACAGGUGGUUCUCGAUGUCAGGAGAUCAAUGCGACGCUUCCCGAAAGGCAUGCGUGUGGAUGAGAGAGAGGUUCUCCAGGAGCAGCUGAUCGACAUCAUUCUGGAUGUUUUGAGGAGAAAUCCUCAGCUGCACUAUUAUCAGGGAUAUCAUGACAUUGUGGUGACCUUCCUGCUGGUGGUGGGAGAGAAAAUGACCAUCGCAAUCAUGGAGAAACUGUCCAAUCAUCAUCUCAGGGAUUUCAUGGACCCCACCAUGGACAGCACAAAGCACGUCCUGAACUAUCUGAUGCCCAUUCUGGAGCGAGUGGACCAAGAGUUACAUGACUUCAUGAUCAGGUCUGAGGUGGGCACCAUCUUCGCCCUCAGCUGGCUGAUCACAUGGUACGGCUACGUCCUGUCAGAUUUCCGGCAUGUUCUGCGGCUCUAUGAUUUCUUCCUGGCGUCUCACCCACUCAUGGCCAUCUACUUCGCCGCUGUGAUUGUGUUGUACAGACAGAAGGAAGUGAAGAGCAGCGAGUGUGAUAUGGCCAGCGUUCAUCACCUGCUGUCUCAGAUGCCUCAGGAUCUGCCGUACGAGGAUCUGAUUGGUCGAGCUCAGAGGCUGUUCAUGAGCUGCCCCCCCUCUCUGCUGACCCAGUCUGCAGCGCUGCAGCCACGCAACAUAAGGAACCGAUUCCUCCGGCAUUCUGCGGGAACUGAAUUCGAGUCCCUCAGUGCUGAAAAAGCCAUCAGAGGAGAGAUCUGUCUUGUUUAAGAUCUCCCCAUGUCUGCUGUCGCCUAUGAAGAUUAAGAGCGAGAGAGAGACACAAAUGAGAAAAAGGAAGUGACAGAAUUGAGAAUGAGGGGCAGCGAGAGAGACGGAAAUGAGAGAGAGACCUGUACAAAGACAGAAAUGCUAUAGUGAGAGAGAAAGAGCAACAAUGAUAGACAGAAAGUGCAAGAAUGACUCUGUAUGCAAAUCAGGCGUGCAAUAAGGAAGCUCCGCCUCAAUGGGUUAUUAAAGCUCUGCCUUGAUUUGCAUAACCCCUCCCCCACCAGCAUCUGUGUCCUCACUGAAAGCAAAGAACAUACGUGUGUGUGUGUGUGUGUGUGUGUGUGUGUGUGUGAGUGAAAUGAGCAGCCUCUCUUGAGGCCGUGACCUGUGACCUUGAUCUCUAUUGUUCUGUUUGACCCUGUGGAGUGCCGUAAUGAGGAGUGACACGUACUCCCUAAUGGCUUUGACCCCCAAAUGUUCUUCAUUAAAACCCCCUACACACCCCUCAAGCUAACACCCUGCCCUCCGCGCGCAUCUGACUUCAUAAACGCAGCCACAUUAUAUUAUCACCGAUUCUGAUCUCAGCGUUUGGGGUUUGUUAGCGCUGCCUGUUGCCGUUUGAUUAGAUCUGGUGUGUUCAGGAAAGAAAAUACUAGAGGAGAAUUAACAAGCAUCCGUGUAUUCUGUUGGAUGCUGAGAGUUUGUAGACCGCCGGUGUUUGUUUGUAUGCAGAUUGUUUGCCGUAAUUGUUGCUUUGUGUCUCACAGUUGCAUCUGUGUUUUGUUAUUGCGACUAUGUAUCUCACAAUUCUGACUUUAUAUCUCCCAACUGCAUCUACUGUAUUUUUCAUAACUGCAGCUUUAUGUCUAAGUUACAAUUGAUCCUGCACAAAAAACCCGCCCCCUUCCUCACGCCACACAUCAUGUUCUCACAAAGUGAAAAAUACAUUGUGGAGCAAACACUGAUGACACAUUGACGGACGAGACAGAGCAGGUUACUUUUGGUAUGAAACAAGGUCUCAGCUUUCAAAUGUGUUUAUUUUUUAAAGAAAUUCAAACAACAAAUAGCUCUGUGUGGUUCUUUAAUGUGUUGUGACAGAUCUCUGUACCUCGGAGCUCCUCAGUUCAAGCAGCAUGUGAACCGAUCACGUCUUCCUCUUUACUUGUUAUGGCAUGAAAUAAACAUUAAUGAACAUCAGAAGGUAUCUUGAUUCACAAUGUGACUUUAUAUCUCCAAAUGUUUUGUAAUUCCAACUUUACAUAACCCUGUAUUCUUUCUUUAACCUUGUAUCUCAAAACUGUGCCUUAGUAUCUCACAGUUGUGUCUAUCUUUCUUAAUUGUGACUUUAUAUCUUACAGCUCUUUAGUUUAACUUUUUAUUUAUUGAUGCUAUUCAAUCGGAGAGAUACAAAAAAUUAAAAGCCACUAUAAUUAGUAACAAAUGAGUAAAAUGUAUAUCUUAAAAUUCUGACUUUAUAUCUUGCAUCUGCAUC